UCAGGGCUUUCAGCUCAUCCUGGAUCUCGCUCUUUUACUUUCCCUCUCCUGUUCGCUCUCCAACACACACACACACACACACACAGACACACACACACACACACACAAACACACUUCGAGGCAGGCAUUCAGGCAGGAGGGCUUCUCUGUCCCAGACACGCUGUCUGCCUCACUCGUCUGGGACAGUAAAGCAAAAGAGUGACGGGGGAGAACGAUAGACGGUGAGAGGGGAAGAGAAAGAGCAAGAGAGAGAGAGAGAAAAAGAGAGAGAGAGAGAAAGAGAGAGAGGAGGAGAGUAAAACCAUGCUUCUGCUUUCCAAAGGAACAGCUCAAGGUUGAGCGAAGGAAGAGAUGGAAAACGGAGAGAGAGAGAAGAGGAGGACGAGGAGCUGAGGCGAGGGAGAGAGAGUCAUCCCUCGUUCGAAGAGGCUGCUGCUUAUGCUGCUGCAGAGCUCUCUCUCUUUCCCUCUCUCUCUCUUUUUCUCUCUGUCUCUCUCAUCUGUCCGUACUGAGGAUGCUCCGCUAACCGUCAUCUCCGUGGUUCAGCGUGAUAACCUGCAGCGCCUCUUGCGUGCUUCUGGAGAGAAAAAUCAUUCUAACGUGGCUGGAUUUAUCCCACUUCCUUUCUCUCCCUCUCCACCACCACUAAGGAACGCCUCAGACAAGCAAAUGCUAUCUGGGAAGAAGACGCUUGGAUUUUCUCUCCUUCCUUAAGGAUAUACACUAUAUAUAUUUUUGCUUUCCAAAAACAAAAAUUCUAAGGGCAUACUUCUCUUCUUUUAUCCCUCAGGGUUAGAAAAAAUAAAACUGUUUAUGAUUAUGCUGGUUUGGUGAUCCUUACUGGAUGUAACCCCCCAUUCAGCAUUGCUCGAUUUGGAACGCCAACACGCUGACCUAUUGCCCUCCAUGGUUUCUGCCCAUGUGAAGAAGCUAUCGUCUUAUAUUUUUAAGAUUUGCAAAGGAAUGUUUACAAAGAAAUUGGCAAAUACCACGAAAAAGAAAGAAAAUAGUGAAAACAAAAAAGACCCUCGGAUAUCACCCGAACUGCAUGCUCGAAAUCUGACUUUUUCCACCACCUUAAAAAGCACAGUCAAAAAGAUUUCUAAAUGCUCGUCCGCACGGAACCUAUCAACUGAGGAAGACGACAGGAGGAACGACUGCUCUUCUCUUUCGCCUACAUUCAGUUACCGAGUAGCAAUCGCUAAUGGACUGCAGAAGAACACUCCCUUACUAAACAAUAAUGAAUUUCAUGAAGUGUUGUCCAUCGACAGUAGCUACACUGACUCUUUAAACGAGGCCAAACUUGUCCACAGAUUCGAUGAACAUAAAGCCUACACAAUGCCAGUAAGAAGGAACAGGAAGAGUAUGAUUAGUUUGGCGCCUUCUGAUGGCAGCUCUGAGGGGGAGCGAGGAGAACGAAGCAGUCUCCACGCUCUCCGACUUGGUGCUCUGAAAAAGCUUCGGAAAUGGAAGAAGAGCCAAGAAUGUGUUUCUUCGGAUUCCUCUGAGGCUAGCACAUGGAGAAAGACGCUUGGCAUAAGAAGCAAGUCUCUGGAUCGGGCCGGGAGGCAGCAGAAAACCACUACCCUGGAACCGGGAUCUAGCUCCACAGGCUGCAUCAGUCAGACCCAAGAUGUCAUGGAGAUGAUCUUCAAAGAGCUUCAGGGAAUCAGCCAGAUCGAGUCAGAGCUCUCCGAGCUUAGAGGGCAUGUCAAUGCUUUGAAAAGCUCCAUCGAUGAGAUCUCCAGCAGUGUGGAGGUAGUGCAGAGUGAAAUCGAGCAACUUCGCUCAGGAUUCGUGCAAUCCAGACGAGAGACGCGAGACAUCCACGACUACAUCAGGCAGCUGAGCCACCAAACCAACAAAGCGACUCUGAGAUUCGUGAAUGUGCCUGAGGAAAAAUUUGAAAGAACCGAGGAACUUAUUUAUCACAUUUUAAAAGAGAAAAUGGGUUUUGUUGAAGCACACAAGACACUUAAAAUUGAACUUGCCCAUCGAUUGGGGCAACAAAGGGAAUGUUCAAGUGCUAAACCGCGCCCUAUUAUAGUUAUUUUUUCAAACACUCAAGACAGGGAUUUAGUUUUGAAAAAGUGUUACAAGCUCAAAGGCACUGGAAUAUCAAUCUCUACAGAUAGUCUUGCACAGGAGUCAAAAGACAGGAAAGAUCGGGGGAUGACAUCUUCUCAGACCUAUGAGAGCAUGGACAUGAAAGUGUCAGGGGCCAAAGACAAAGCCGAGACUGAUGACUGGGAUUCGAUGGACAGUGAUAAAGAACUUGACGAAUUAAGCAAAAAUAAAUAUGCAAUUGUGCCCAAACCACCUCAGAAAACUAAAUCCGACAAAAAAAAGUCUCAUGAUCACCGGUCGACAGAUGACACCACGUACUCGGUGCAUUACGCUGAUGAUGCUGUUUAUGAUGACAAGCAAAACAAGGCUUAUUACACCGACAUGACUCCAGGAUGGCUCUCGCAGAGCGAUUACUCUACUCCUAAGCUCAGUCGCUCCGAGUCAGACUGCUCCAAACUAUGCCCGUCUUACUCUGAAGAUUUUUCUGAGAGCCAGUACUUUACCAGAGUUAAUGGAUGUUCCCUGCUCUCUUCGUCGGAUCAGGAGCUCUGGCAGCGUAAACAGGAGGACAUGGCUUCUUCCUGGUAUGCAAGUCCACCCAGUCAAACCCUAAGUCAGGAAAACCCGCCGUAUGUAGAGCACAAUGAGGUUGAGACCACAGAGACUAUAGACAGUGGUGUCAGUAAUGGUCUGGUGUGUGUAUCAGGGGACAGAAGUCACUACAGUGGCUCCCAACUUUCUUUGCAAGGUGACCUUUCACCAUGGAAAGACUGGCAUCACCUUGAACAAGGAGCUGACUCCGGAUUGGAUGCCUCAACUGAACAAAAUAUAGUCUCAGCAAUCAGUAGCCCAUUCGACCCUGCUGCUAACCCAGGUUUCCCUGAAAAAAUUACAAAAUGCCUUGAGGUUGAUUUGCAGUUUGAAGGUGAGACGUUUUUGACAUUCGACAGUACACCUGAGACAGCCCAAGAACCUGAGUUAGAUCUUGAGCCAGAACCUGAAGCAGAACUUGAGCCAGAACCUGAGAUAGAAGCAGUAAUAGAGCCAAUGCAAGUGCAAGUACCUGCACCAGAACCAAAACCAGAAAAGAAACCUAAGACCAAGCCAAAAACACUAUCCAAACCAGAGUCAGCUCCGCAGACUCUGCAACGCCAGGAGAGUAAAGGGAACCAACUUCAGCAAAAUCAAAAGUCUUCCACUAUGUACCGUAGCCAGAGUGAAAUCAGAGUUGAAAAGGUUGAAGAAGUCCCCAAAUCUUGGAGCAGCAGACUGAGCAUUGACUUGUCUGAAAAAACCUUCAGCUUUGGAGGCUUUGGCUCGACUUUACAGAGGGCCAAAUCAGCUCUGGAAGUUGUCUGGAACAAGGGCUCUCAAAGCUCAAGUGCUCCUGCAGAAGAGCCAAGUACUAUUCCAUUCAUAGGCCGGUUCAGAACUAUGUCUCAGUCAACAGCUAACGAUUCCAGUACCACUAUUGACUCUGAUGUCUACAAUGAACCCUCCUACUUCAAAGCGGAUGAGAAUGAACAAACCACGGAGCAACCUGUGGACAAUGAAACACAUUACGUUGAAGUGAUGGAGCAAGUUCUAGCCAACCUCGAGAAUAGAACGAAUGCCAAUGAGGCAGAGGAGGAGUACCAAGAAGACGAGGAUGAAGGCUCACAAGAAUAUGACAUUUUGCAGGAAGGGAACCCAGUUUUAGAAUAUGACUGUAGCUUAGACGAGCAGUACGAUGAAGAAUACAGCGAAGGCUACGAUGAAAACCAAAUGACAGAGGAUAGGGACGAGUACGAGGCCAUGAUCGAAUACAUAGAAGACACGGAGGAGGCAGCGGAUGAUGCUGACGAACAAGAGGAGGAAGAAGCCGAAGUUAAGGCAAAGGUGCAGGACAUGGUACAGGUACAAGGAGCAGAGGAGGAGAAAGAAACGAUGACUCAGGAAGACGAGAACAAAAACGUCACAGAAACUCCGGCACCGGUAGAGGAACCGGCGCCCAAGAAAAGAUUACGCCCAACAUUUAAAGAAGCUGCUUUGAGAGCCUACAGGAAGCAAAUGGCUGAGCUUGAGCAGCAGAUUCUGGCUGGAGACAGCGCUGCUUUGGACUCACAGGGUCUGGAUCCAGCCAAGCUUGGCCUAAGCACUGGAGGAGCUGGCAGUAUUCUUUACGGCAUCGACAGCAUGCCAGAUUUACGCCGUAAGAGGACUGUUCCCAUCGUCCGCGACCUGGCUUUGACCUUGGCUGCUCGAAAGGCAGGCAUCUCGUUUGCGCUCGUGACCAGAUCCACCCUCAACAACGAGGACCUGAAGCUGCAGGUGUUGAGGAAGACUCUGCAGGCACUGAUCUAUCCCAUAUCCUCCACCACACCGCAUCAUUUCGAGGUCUGGACGGCGACGGCUCCCACCUACUGCCCUGAGUGUGAGGGUCUGCUGUGGGGAAUCGCACGACAGGGAAUGAGAUGCACUGAGUGUGGAGUCAAGUGUCACGAAAAGUGUCAGGAUCUACUAAACGCCGACUGCCUGCAGCGUGCAGUCGAGAAAAGCUCGAAGCACGGCGCCGAGGAUAAAACCCAGAACAUCAUCAUGGCCAUGAAGGAAAGGAUGAAGAUCCGCGAGAAGAACCGGCCAGAAGUGUUCGAGCUCAUCCAGGAAAUGUUCCAGCUCUCGAAAGAAGACUUCAGCACUCACUUGAAGAGCGCCAAGCAGGCCGUGCUCGAGGGGACGUCCAAAUGGUCGGCCAAAAUCGCCAUCACCGUAAUGUGUGCUCAAGGACUUCAGGCGAAAGACAAGACGGGCUCGAGCGACCCUUACGUCACCGUGCAAGUGGGCAAAACCAAGCGCAGGACCAAGACUAUCUUUGGCAACCUGAACCCCAUCUGGGAUGAGAAGUUCCUCUUCGAGUGCCACAAUGCUACGGAUCGUAUAAAGGUGCGAGUUUGGGACGAAGACGACGACAUCAAGUCUCGCGUCAAACAGCAUUUCAAAAAGGAGUCGGACGACUUCCUGGGACAGACCAUCAUCGAAGUGCGCAUGCUGAGUGGAGAGAUGGACGUGUGGUACAACCUUGAGAAAAGAACGGAUAAGUCGAUGGUGUCAGGAGCGAUCCGGCUGAAGAUCAGCGUGGAGAUGAAGGGCGAGGAGAAAGUAGCUCCUCCACAUGGACAGUACACCUGCUUACAUGAGAACCUGUUCCACUACCUGACUGAGUUGAAGAAUAACGGAGCUGUGAAGAUCCCGGAGGUGAAAGGGGAUGAAGCGUGGAAGGUUUACUUCGAUGCCGUCUCUCAGGAGAUCGUGGACGAGUUCGCGCUUCGCUUUGGAGUUGAAUCCAUUUACCAGGCCAUGACUCAUUUUUCCUGCCUGUCAUCAAAGUACAUGUGUCCUGGAGUGCCGGCUGUUAUGAGUAACCUGUUGGCCAACAUUAACGCCUACUUCGCUCACACCACCACCAACACCAACAUCUCAGCCUCAGAUCGCUUCGCUGCUUCCAACUUUGGGAGAGAGAAAUUUGUGAAACUCUUGGAUCAGUUACACAACUCUCUGAGAAUUGAUCUCUCCAAAUAUCGGGAUAAUUUCCCGGCUGGAAAUCCAGAAAGGCUUCAAGACCUUAAAUCCACAGUAGACCUUCUGACCAGCAUCACUUUCUUCAGGAUGAAGGUGCAGGAGUUGCAGAGUCCACCGAGAGCCAGCAUGGUGGUGAAGGACUGUGUGAGAGCGUGUCUAGACUCCACCUAUAGAUACAUCUUCGACAACUGCCAUGAACUCUACAACCAGCUGCUCGACCAGACGAGGAAGCAGGACCUGCCACGUGAGGAACAAGGACCGUCUAUUAAGAACUUGGAUUUCUGGCCAAAACUCAUCACGCUGAUGGUGUCAGUAAUUGACGAGGACAGGAUGGCGUACACACCCGUCUUUAAUCAAUUUCCGCAGGAGUUGAACAUGGGCAGGAUCAGUGCAGAGAUCAUGUGGAACCUGUUUGCUUUGGACAUGAAGUACGCCAUGGAAGAGCACGAGAAACACCGGCUGUGUAAGAGCACCGAGUACAUGAAUCUGCACUUCAAAGUCAAAUGGUUCUACAACGAAUACGUACGAGACCUUCCGGCCUUCAAGGGGACACCUCCAGAAUAUUCCCUGUGGUUCGAGCCUUUUGUGAUUCAGUGGCUGGAUGAGAAUGAAGACGUUGCCAUGGAUUUCCUCAACGGUGCCCUGGAGAGAGACAAAAAAGAUGGGUUCCAGCAGACGUCUGAGCAUGCUCUGUUCUCCUGCUCCGUGGUGGACGUGUUCACGCAACUCAACCAGAGCUUCGAGAUCAUCAAGAAGCUUGAGUGCCCGAACCCUCAAGCCCUCGCUCACUUCAUGUGCAGAUUUGCUAAAACGAUCAACAAAGUGCUCCUGCAGUACGCCGCCAUCAUCUUGAAGGACUUCAGUAACCACCUGAACAAAGAGAAAGUGCCCUGCAUCCUCCUGAACAACAUACAGCAGCUUCGUGUUCAGCUGGAGAAGAUGUUCGAGUCGAUGGGAGGGAAGCAGGAGGAAGGGGGUGUGGCCUUCUGUAAGCUGAAUGCUGAGGCAAGUGAUUUGCUGAAGGAGCUCCAGAAUAAACUCAACACGGUUCUGGAUGAGCUCAGCGCCAUGUUCGGCUCCAGCUUUAAGCCCGUCAUUGAGGACUGUGUGAAACAGAUGAACCAGGAGCUGAUGACGAUGAAGAGCAAUGCUGCCAACAAGAGCAACCCUGCCAUGGACGCCGAGACGGUCCUCCGUCCUCUCAUGGACCUGCUAGAUAAAAAUCUCAUCCUGUUCGCUAAGAUUUGUGAGAAGACGGUGCUGAAGCGGGUGCUGAAGGAGCUCUGGAAAAUCGUCCUGAACACCAUCGAGAGGCAGAUCGUCCUCCCACCGCUGUCCGACCAAACACAAGGAGCUCAGAUGAUCUUCAGUGCAGCCAAGGACCUGGGCCAGCUCUCCAAGCUGAAGGAACACGUGAUUCGUGAGGAGACUCGCAGCCUGACGCCUCGCCAGUGUGCAGCCAUGGACCUUGUGCUUCCCACCAUCAAGCAAUAUUUCCAUGCUGGAGGAAACGGCCUGAAGAAAACCUUCUUGGAGAAAAGUCCUGAAUUGAAGUCUUUGAAAUAUACGCUUAGCCUUUACGCCCAACCCACAGAUGCCUUGAUCAAAAAGUAUAUAUGCACCCAGAUGUCUCAAGGUCAGUCAUCGUCCAGUUCGGUGGGAGAAGUGGUGAUGCAUGUGGAUCUCAUUUCUCACCCUGGUACCGGAGAACAUAAAGUCAAUGUGAAGGUGGUGGGUGUGAACAACAUCAACUGGCAGACGAACACCAUGUUCCGACCGUUCGUGGAAAUCACUGUCAUUGGGCCGAACCUCGCAGACAAGAAACGCAAAUACAGCACCAAGACCAAGAACAACAACUGGUCACCUAAAUACAAUGAAACAUUCCAGUAUAUCCUGAGCAGCGAGCACGGCCCAGAGGUGUACGAGCUGCACGUGUCGCUGAAGGACUACUGCUUCGCCCGCGAAGACCGCGUCAUCGGCGUGACGGUGCUGCCGCUGCGUGACCUGAGCGACAAAGUCAGCCUGAACGCCACGUAUCCUCUGAUCCGCAGCAUCACCAUGGACGAGACGGGCCUCACCAUCAUUAGGAUCCUCUCGCAACGGACCAACGACGAAGUGGCCAAAGAGUUCGUCCGCCUCAAAUCGGAAACGCGCUCGACCGAGGAAGCGUCCUGAAGGAAGGAUGAAAGGAUUUCGGUGGAAAAGGAACAAAAAUGAAUAGAACAAAACAAGAAAAAAAACCCAAAAGGAGGUGAGAAGAACAUGCGAGGACGGCGGAGACGUUACGGAGGACGUGGGACAGAGUCGUGUUGUUCGUUUCUGUGCAUGUGUGUAAAACAUCUGUCGGAAUGUUCAUUCAGAAAAAAAAGCGUAUGUACUACAAGUGUUUACCUGCUGUAUGCUCACUAUCAAAUAUUCUACUUUACGUUAACAAAACGUUCGAACGGGACGUUUUUUUUUUCUUUUUUGUAUGAAGACUAGUCUUUUUUUUUAACAAAUAUUUGUUCAGAUAAAGUGCCAAACCUGAUAUGAGAUAAAAAAAAAAAAAACAAUUAUCAAAAAAAAUCAUAACGGUUAAUGGUAAUGUUGGUGAUGUUUUUAAAUUUGCCUGAUUCUUUUCUCUGUGUGUGUGUGUGUGUGUGUGUGUGUGGGGAUCAUAACCUCUUGAACUGAGUAGCAUUUUGUCUCGUCUUUUUUUUUUUUUUUUCGUUUUCCCAUUCACGUUUCACGCUUUUUUUAUUCCCUCGACUCUUUUUUAAAACAUUUUUUCAAAAAGAAAUAAAAAUAAAACUAAACGGCGAGGACUGCUACCUGCUGCUGUCAAAUUCUUCGUAGGCGUUUGUAAUUUUAUAGCCACUGACAACAGCGAGGGCCGCCUUCAGUGCUGAGCAGAACAGGAUGCUGGGGGUUUCACGCUGUUUCAUUGUUAAUUGUUGCAUUUCUUUCUUUCUUUAAUUCUUUCUUUCUAUAACUCCAGGCUUUCCUACUCUUCCUUUUCCGGCUUUCUCCAGCCUUUCAGAAUGAUCACUGUGAACAUGCGCAUUGAAAGGCAAUCUCCAGCAUUUUUCAGCCUCAUCAUCGGUUCUGGUUCUGGUUCUGGUUCUGGUUCCGAUCUUUUCUCAAUUCUUCUCUUUCUUCAGUUUAUUUCAUCGUUUUAAUAAUAACUGCCAAAGUUAUAUUUAAAGAAAAAAAGAGUUGUACAAAAGCAAUCCAUGACCUGUAUUCAGAAAAUUAUAUGCGAUCAUGCGAAGUCGGUUUGUUUGUUUGUUGGUUUGUUUGUUUGUUUGUUUGUUUGCAAUGCCGUGUCUGAUAGGUGAUGAAGCGAUUUUCCAAACUGCAGAUCUUUAUUUCCGUGAAGUUUUCCCUGUUCUCCGGGUCACACGCGCGUUGUCUCGAUCUGUUCAUUUUUCCUUUCCGAUUUUUCUUUACAGAGGAAAGAAUUUAAUAUUUGGUAAUUAUGCAACAUUCCUAUGUAUUGCACUGAUGGCGAACUGUAUGUCAUGUAAAUAUAUUUAGUGAGAAAUUGU
This is a messenger RNA of Silurus meridionalis, 9152 nucleotides long. RefSeq names its product protein unc-13 homolog C-like. The record is from RefSeq and is a predicted model, not a curated record. Gene Ontology annotation, biological process: synaptic transmission, glutamatergic; presynaptic dense core vesicle exocytosis; synaptic vesicle maturation. Gene Ontology annotation, molecular function: syntaxin-1 binding; calmodulin binding; phospholipid binding. Lineage: Eukaryota; Metazoa; Chordata; Actinopteri; Siluriformes; Siluridae. Gene Ontology annotation, cellular component: synaptic vesicle membrane; neuromuscular junction; presynaptic active zone cytoplasmic component. The transcript is spliced from 34 exons. Bases 907 to 7800 code for a protein of 2297 amino acids.